This is a messenger RNA of Eriocheir sinensis (Chinese mitten crab), 2077 nucleotides long. RefSeq names its product serine hydroxymethyltransferase-like (gene Shmt). NCBI's taxonomy places the organism in Eukaryota, Metazoa, Arthropoda, Malacostraca, Decapoda, Varunidae. Gene Ontology annotation, molecular function: glycine hydroxymethyltransferase activity; serine binding; cobalt ion binding. The coding region runs from base 171 to 1574 and encodes 467 amino acids. Gene Ontology annotation, cellular component: cytoplasm; nucleus; cytosol. The record is from RefSeq and is a predicted model, not a curated record. The transcript is spliced from 10 exons. Gene Ontology annotation, biological process: L-serine catabolic process; tetrahydrofolate interconversion; folic acid metabolic process.
GACGUCAUAGGUAUCCUGCACGCUGAUUGGCUGAUGGCAGGAUGCUUGGGUAUAAAUAGCGGACACAGCUGAUUGGUGUCCUUUCAGAGACGAGAAGUGGAAGGGAGUGGACGUGUAUGUGUGUGUAGUGGAGUGGAGUAAAGAAAAGUUAAAGAAAACUGACCUCCAGAAUGGCCUUGACCACCAGUGACCUCUCGCGACCUCUCCAGGAAGAUGACCCCGAGCUGCACGCCAUCAUCCAGAAAGAACGGACCCGCCAGUUCCGAGGGCUAGAGAUGAUUGCGUCCGAGAACUUCACAUCGCGCGCCGUCAAUGACUGCCUGUCCUCCUGCCUCACCAACAAGUACUCCGAGGGCAUGGUUGGGCAGAGAUAUUACGGCGGAAAUGAGUUCAUUGACCAAGUUGAAAUCCUCUGCCAAAGACGUGCCCUCCAAGCCUUCCGCCUCGACCCGCAGGAGUGGGGGGUCAACGUCCAGCCCUACUCCGGCUCCCCCGCCAACUUCGCCGUCUACACCGCUCUGGUCGAACCCCACGGCAGGAUUAUGGGGCUUGACCUCCCCGACGGUGGGCACCUGACCCAUGGCUUCUACACGGCCACCAAGAAGGUCUCGGCCACCAGCAUCUUCUUCGAGUCCAUGCCGUACAAGAUUGACCCCAAGACGGAGCUCAUUGAUUACGACAAGCUGGAGGAGACCGCAAGACUGUUCAAGCCACGGAUGAUCAUUGCCGGUGUGAGUUGUUACCCGCGUCACCUGGAUUACAAGAGGUUCCGGGACAUCUGUGACCAGAACGGGUCGCUCCUUUUGGCGGAUAUGUCCCAUGUCAGCGGACUGGUGGCGACCAAGUUGACCUCCGACCCAUUUGAGUAUUGCGAUGUCGUGACCACCACCACCCACAAGACGCUGAGGGGCCCGAGGAGUGGGGUCAUCUUCUACAGGAAAGGCCAGAAGGGUGUUGACAAGGACGGGAAACCAAUUCUCUAUGACUAUGAGAACAAGAUUAACCAAGCAGUCUUUCCGGGGCUCCAGGGCGGCCCACACAACCACCAGAUAGCCGCCGUUGCCGUGGCUAUGCGUCAAGCCGCCCUCCCCGCCUUCAGGGACUACCAGAUUCAGGUGGUCGCCAAUGCCCAGGCCUUAGCGGAGGGCCUCAAGACAGCUGGGUACAAGGUCGUGACGGGUGGUACAGACAACCAUCUGGUCUGGCUCGACUUAAGAUCGGUCGGGCUCUCGGGAGGCAAGGGAGAGAGGGUGCUGGAGGAGGUCUCAAUAUCUGUCAACAAGAACACUGUCCCAGGGGAUAAAUCGGCCCUCAACCCCAGUGGUAUUCGUAUCGGCACCCCGGCACUGACCACGAGGGGCAUGAAGGAGGAAGACAUGAGGAAGAUUGUGGCCUUCAUGGAUGAGGCCUUCAAGGUCGCCAAGGAGGUCCAGGAAAGGUCAGGUCCCAAACUCGUGGACUUCAAGAGGACCUUAUCAAGUGACCCAGGGUUCAGAGGUCAAGUCGAUGACCUCCGGGGCAAGGUCGAGGACUAUGCCGCCAAGUUCCCUCUGCCCGGGCGACCUGACCUUUGAACUGAGCCGCUGGUGGUGGUUGAGUUUGGUUGAGGUCAGGUCAGGUCAAGGGGUCAGUUUGUGUUAUUUUUGUUGUUAUUGUUAUUUUUUUGUUAUUUCUUCUUCCUCUUCUUCCUCCUCCUCCUCUUCUCUCUUCUCUCUCUCUCUCUCUCUCUCUCUCUCUCUCUCUCUCUCUCUCUCUCUCCUCCAUUCCCUUCCUUUCUCUCCCUUUUCCUCCUCCAUUCCCUCCCUUUCUCUCCCUUUCUCUCCAUAUCCCUCCCUCUUUCCUCUCUCUCCUCCAUUUCCUCCUCCAUAUCUCCCUCCAACCAUGUCCUACCUACCUCCAGCAAUAUAUAUUAAACUCCUUCACUAACCUCUAUGUCACCGAGGCCUCUUUGUACCGCAGUAAAGAGAGGAUUGCUCUAUAAAUGAAGGUUAUAUUUGUAUGGUUAAAUUAAUACAGGGCUUCCAACUGUAUGAUUUUUCUGCCGUGAGGAAAAUAAUAAAGUAUUUUUGCAAUUUGA